UUUCUUUCCUUACUCUACCAAACGUAAAAAAAGAGUUGUCUUUAGAGUGAGAAAGAAAAAAACAGAGAACCCAUGGAGUGGAUUCGCGGCGAAACGAUUGGAUACGGGAGUUUCGCCUCUGUUAGUUUGGCGAAACCGAUUUUCAUUGUUGAUGAUUUCCCGAAAUUGUUUGCUGUUAAAUCUUGUCAAGCUUCAUGCUCUGCUUCGUUGAUGAGCGAAAAAGAGGUUUUGAAGAAGAUGAAGAGUUGCCCACAUAUUAUUAGAUUCUUUGGAGAUGAGAUUAGUUAUGAAAAGGGUGAGAUGUUUUAUAAUUUGUUGAUUGAAUAUGCAGACGGUGGCGAUAUGAGUUUGAAAAUUAAGAAUUCCGGUGAAGGGAAGCUGCCGGAGGAGGAAGUUAAGAGGUAUACUAGAUCGGUGGUUCAAGGAUUGAAGUUUAUUCAUGAGAAUGGAUUUGUUCAUUGUGAUAUCAAGCCGAAGAAUGUUCUUCUUUGCUCUGCCGGAGAAAACGGGCUUGAGGUGGCGAAGAUUGCUGAUUUCGGUUUGGCCAAGAUUGCCGGAGAAAAGAUUGGUGUUGAAUUGAGGGGUACGCCGCUUUACAUGUCGCCGGAGAUGGUGAAAGACGGCGAGCAAGAAUCCCCAUCGGAUAUUUGGGCGUUGGGAUGUUUGGUCACCGAGAUGAUAACCGGUAACCCUGUUUGGCGGUUUAGGGCAGGGGAGAAUCAUUUUGGUUUGUUUAUGAGAAUUGGAGCAUCCGAUGAAUCGCCGGAGAUUCCAACCGACAUGUCCGAUGAAGGAAAAGACUUUUUAGGAAAGUGUUUCAUAAGAGAUCCUAAACAGAGAUGGACGGCGGAGGAGCUCUUGAGUCACCCAUUCAUUGCAUCUAACGAAGAAGAUGAAGUACACGUCAAGCUGACGUCUCCAAGAUGUCCCUUCGAUUUUCUUAAUCAGAACAACCUAGUAUGGUCGAAUUCAAUUACAUCUUUGCCCUCAUUUCACGAAGAGAGACUACAACAAGUGAUCGUAGAGUCCCCUAAUUGGUCCAAUUCAAGUUGGUUUGCAGUUAGAUAGACUAUUAAGAGAAAAUUAAGUUUAUUUAUUUUAUUUU
Molecule: messenger RNA, 1105 nt
Organism: Impatiens glandulifera
Lineage: Eukaryota; Viridiplantae; Streptophyta; Magnoliopsida; Ericales; Balsaminaceae
Product: mitogen-activated protein kinase kinase kinase 20-like
Exons: 1
Coding region: 73-1068 (331 amino acids)
Biological process (GO): protein phosphorylation
Molecular function (GO): ATP binding; protein kinase activity
Source: RefSeq, a predicted model, not a curated record